Musa acuminata subsp. malaccensis (wild Malaysian banana) is the source of this 670-nucleotide messenger RNA. Its product is annotated as peroxidase 24-like. The record is from RefSeq and is a predicted model, not a curated record. Gene Ontology annotation, cellular component: plant-type cell wall; plasmodesma. Gene Ontology annotation, biological process: response to oxidative stress; hydrogen peroxide catabolic process. Gene Ontology annotation, molecular function: heme binding; peroxidase activity. NCBI's taxonomy places the organism in Eukaryota, Viridiplantae, Streptophyta, Magnoliopsida, Zingiberales, Musaceae.
UAACCAGCUAGCGGAUUCAUACUAGCAGCAGUAGCAAACGGCAAGCGCAGAGAUGAAGGCCACCUUCCUCCUUUUGGCCUGUGUGGUGCUUCUUGGCCUCUCUUCCGGAGGGCAAGCAGAUGAACUGAAGAAGCACUUCUACAAGAAGCUGUGCCCUCAGGCCGAGGACAUGGUUCAGGACUUGGUGUGGGCAAGCGUCAAGAACAACUCGGCGCUGCCUGCAAAACUCCUGAGAUUGUUCUUCCAUGACUGUUUCGUGAGGGGUUGUGAUGCCUCCGUGUUGCUGGAUUCAACAGCGAACAUUAGCGCCGAAAAGGACGCCAUCCCGAACCGAUCGCUAGCAGGCUUCGAAGUCAUCGAUCAGGUGAAGGCGGCGUUGGAGAAGGCUUGCCCAGGGAGGGUCUCCUGCGCAGACAUAGUUGCGCUGGCCGCAAGAGACUCGGUAUCUUUUCAAUUUCAGAAACCUCUCUGGGAAGUGAAGACCGGCAGAAGGGACGGCAAUGUAUCACUCGCAUCCGAGGCCCUCGCCGACAUUCCUUCACCCGGCGCCAACUUCACCAGGCUCGUUCAACAGUUCGCCAGCAAGAAUCUGGACGUCGAGGACCUCGUCGUCCUAUCAGGUGCACACACCAUUGGCGUCGGGCACCCCACAACCUAUACCCCCUCUUAA